AUGCUGAUCAAAGUCGUUGCUUAUUGUUCGCAGGAAGCCACCGUUCCUCAUUCGAACAAGAGCCGUGCUGAUCCAAGACGUUGGCCACCGUUCGCAGGUCGUGGAGACCUGUCAGGGGUAGCUGAUGGGAUUAGUGUCACAGUGGCUGCUAUUGGAGGCUUUGCGCAUCGCGCGACGAUGCAGGUCGUGUGCGCGGUGAUCACUGAUCUCAAGUUUUUCACUUUUGGUUUUGGCCGCCGAGUGUGUCCUGGUCAACAUGUCGCGAAUCGGUCCAUCUUCAUCAAUACGGCUGUUAUUCUCUGGGCUUUCCGCCUUUCAGAGAAUCCUGCAGCGAAGAUUGACACGCUUGCAAUCUCGAAUACUGCAACCGUACAUGCUGCUGCGUUUGAGAUAUGUUUAGAGAAGAGGAUCGAUGAGAAUGUGAUCAGGGAACUAUGUGCACCGGGCAAAUAA
Molecule: messenger RNA, 453 nt
Organism: Suillus fuscotomentosus
Lineage: Eukaryota; Fungi; Basidiomycota; Agaricomycetes; Boletales; Suillaceae
Exons: 5
Coding region: 1-453 (150 amino acids)
Molecular function (GO): heme binding; iron ion binding; oxidoreductase activity, acting on paired donors, with incorporation or reduction of molecular oxygen
Source: RefSeq, a predicted model, not a curated record